UAUCUGACGACCCUCCGAACGGUCUAAUCCAAUCAAAGACUUUCUUAGUGGAAGAAAAAUCCUACUUUGAUCGCGUCCCAGAAAAAUCCACGAGCCUACCGCCCUCUCGCUCCCUCGUAGUUUUUCUUCUUGCCGCAGCAGAGAAAGAGAGGGGGGGUUUAGAACUUUGAGAUUUUGGCUCCACAGGAAGGGGGGAGAGAGAGGGAGAUGGAUGAGAUACUGAACAAGGUGGGGGGCUACUGGUUGAACAAGAGAGCCAGCAAGGAGAUCUCCUCCGUUGGUGAUGACAUCAACUCACUUUCUAGCAGCAUUGAAGGAGGAGCAAAGUGGUUGGUCAAUAAACUCAAAGGAAAGAUGCAGAAAUCCCUGCCUGAUCUUCUGCAGGAGUAUGAUUUGCCAAUAGGCCUCUUCCCUCGGGAUGCCACCAACUAUGAGUUCAAUGAAGAGACACGGAAGCUCACUGUGUUUAUACCUUCUGUAUGUGAGGUUGGUUACAGGGACUCCUCUGUCUUGCGUUUUUUCACCAGUGUGACUGGGUAUCUAGAGAACGGAAAACUAGCAGAUAUCGAGGGAAUGAAGACCAAAGUUCUGAUUUGGGCAAAAGUGACUUGUGUCACAACUGAGGGAUCGAAGGUCCAUUUUACCACUGGGGUGAAGAAAACCAGGAGCAGAGGUGCAUACGAAGUCCUCAGAGAUGGGAUCAGCAUAGACAAGUUUUAGGUUGCUAUUAAAAUGGCAAGUAUGUUUGUUAUGUGAGCUAGGGUUUGUGACUGUUAAGUUUGUGAAUAUAGAACUCUUCAUCCUUAAAACUUUGUACAACAUACUUGUAGCAGAAUGUGUCAUUUUUUAGUAGCUCGCAAAAGUACGAAGCUUGCGGUUCACCCUUUCAA
Messenger RNA from Phoenix dactylifera (date palm), 890 nucleotides. RefSeq lists its product as uncharacterized. The record is from RefSeq and is a predicted model, not a curated record. Lineage: Eukaryota; Viridiplantae; Streptophyta; Magnoliopsida; Arecales; Arecaceae.